This is a messenger RNA of Phytophthora infestans T30-4, 480 nucleotides long. RefSeq lists its product as hypothetical. The record is from RefSeq and is a predicted model, not a curated record. Bases 1 to 480 code for a protein of 159 amino acids. NCBI's taxonomy places the organism in Eukaryota, Oomycota, Peronosporomycetes, Peronosporales, Peronosporaceae. The transcript has 2 exons.
AUGCUUACAGCUGACGUCGAUAAGCGCGCGACAAUCGAACAUGUUAUGGAGUGCAUCACUGAGGUUAUUUGCGGCCGUCCACUUCCUCCGUUGCGUGGUGUGUCGAAGAAGAAAGAGAAGACCAAAGCUGAAAAACCUUCAGCUGAAGUGACCAAGAAGACCGAAGCGAGGAAGGAAACUGUUGCAACCAAGACCUCGGACGCUACGGAUCUGUUGAACAUGGACUUUAACCCCUCCAUUUCAGACAGUAAACCACUUUCUGCAAAGGCCGCACCGAGUGCAUUUGACACGACCUGGACGGCACCCACAGAGGGCUUCGCAGACUUCGCGAGCUUUUCGUCGCCAACUUCAUUCGGUCAGAGUGCAGGUAACGACGGGUUUGCUUCGGGUCCUGCAAAGGUUGACCCCUUCGCUUUUCCUGCCAUGCAACAAGCUCCUGCAGCCACUCCGACGAGUGUUAGACCCCUUUGCAGAAAUUGA